Molecule: messenger RNA, 1350 nt
Organism: Helicoverpa zea (corn earworm)
Lineage: Eukaryota; Metazoa; Arthropoda; Insecta; Lepidoptera; Noctuidae
Exons: 5
Coding region: 149-1126 (325 amino acids)
Source: RefSeq, a predicted model, not a curated record
UCUGUCAAACAUAUUUCAAAAUUCUCAAAUCGCUAACGGAAGAGAGUUGCUCAAACUUAUUUUGAGCUGAAAUAAAAUAAACGUAACAGUGAAAUAAUAAUAGAAGUGAGUGUAAAUUCAUCAAGGGUUAAAACGGAAUAGACUCAAAAUGCAUACCACCAAGAGAAAUAAGCUGUCAGAAUUACAAGGCAUCAUAAGCAAGAUGCCUCUAGAGAUGUUUGGCGCCAUAGCUCUGCCGGAGUUCGGCGUGCCUUGGCGGGAUUUGUCCGCAGCAGUGCGUAACGCGCGUCUACCGAUGUUACCGGCUAGUCUCGCGAGGGUGCUUUGUAAGCAUGUGUCUGCUGAACUGUGUGAGGAGGAAAUUGAAGAUAUCGUUGCGAGGUUGAGGUUGAAAUUGGUAGCAACAAAACCCCGGACGUGGCAUACCAUCAGGCUAUCGGAGGAACUGGGGCCUGUCUCCAUGACAGAUAUUCCGGGCCGGAUCAUACAAGCACUCAAGAAGAAUAAAAGAUUCAUGAGACCAGAUGUUCAAACAGUGCUGCUAGGAGACCUGAUGUUCCUCAGCAUCCAGCUGAUCUCUGAGCAGAAGGAAGGGUCGGUGCUGUACGUGGCCACUCCGCCCGGACAGCCGGUGGCUCUCGUCUCCAGUGUGACUGCUGCGGGGCUGCUCAAGGCUACCGUGGAAGGACUCGGCUACAAGAAAUACGAAAACGCGAAUCUCUCAGGCCGCGACAUACAAUCCCUAUUACGCAUCAACGACCGAGCCUGGAACGCCAACGCCGAACACUUAACGGAAAUACCCGAUUACGCACCCAUCCCCGUCAUUACCGAAAGCGGAAUCGACUACACACACAAAAAAUAUGACGAAGAAUACAUAGAUAAUAUUCUAGGACCAAACCCGCCUAUUAUAACCGAUCUUACUAUUAAUUCGACUAGACCAUUUAUAGAUAGAACUAGGCUGGAUAAGAAUAUAAAAUUAAGUCUUAGUAUACAUACUGAAGAUUUAGCUAAAACGUUAAAAUCUUGGGCGAAUAAAGGCGCCAUUGGUCCGACGUCGGAAUUCUUUCAAUUUUUUCAUAAGAUUAAGUCGAAUAAUAUUAAUUAUUGUAAGGAAGAUUCGGACUGAUUUUUGCCUAAAUUUUCUUCAGAUUAAUCCAUCUAUUGAAAUAGCUAUUACAUGAAAACCCGUGCGUGUUUUUGAGUGCGACUGACUGAAGACAUGAAAGAACGCCAUGUAUCCGGUACAGGGGUCCGAUUCUCCUAAGUUAAUAAUGUCAAAAUUGAAUCGCAAUAGCAGGGCCCCGAUUCUCCUAAUUUUACUUAAAGGGCUUAUUACAUUUGACUAAAUUC